GAAUAUGUGCGCAUGCGGAAUUAUUUGUUGUCAAGUUUGAACAUCAACAAGAAAUAUGUGAAAAUAGUCAUUCCCAGAUCUUUUAUACCUCCCCGCGAACGAAACAGCAUUACAAUGGCCACAGCUAACAGCUUUCUACAAAGUCCUGACAAGUUUUCGGGGAGUUAUCCAGGACUUGCUCAACAGUUACCACAGCUCGCCACAGAAACCGAGCUGCAAAAGUUGUUGGCUGAUGAACGAAUGCGAAGUCAGAUGCAUAGAACUCAUUAUGAGCAACUUAAAACAGAACAUCAUAGACUUCAGGAUGAAUAUGGAAAACUUGAGGAAGAAAUUAAAAAGACUAUUGAAGAAAGCAGGAUUGUACAAGAAAAAUACAAAUCAAUGUACGAACAAGGCAAAAAAGAAGUAGCCGAAUUGCAUGGUGAAUUUGAAGAGGCCAAGAGCAAAGUGGUGACUCCACAGAGAUUAGAGAUCAUUCGCAUGCAAGUUGUUGAAGAAGUGGAGAAAACAUACAAAGAACGUUAUAUGAAACAGGAAGAGGAAAUAGAAGAAUUACGUACAGCAUGCAAUAAAUUUAAAUAUGAACUGUCUUUUCUUAAAUCAGAGUAUGAGCAUGAAAGGAUAGAAUGUCAGAGAAUUUUAGAGGAAUGUAGACUAAAACAUGAAGCUGAGGUUUCGAAUUUAAGAAAAGAAAGAGAAGCAACAGUUUCAAAAAUAAAAAAGGAAACUAUUGAUGAUUCUGAGCGAGUAAGAAUUGUUCAGAGAGAAAAUGCACAGCUACAUAUGAAAUUAAAAACUUUAAAUGGAGAGUUAGAAGAAAUAAGAGCACAUAGAGAGAAACAAGGGUUUGAGACUGAAAGUCUUACUCGAGUUCAGCAAAAACAAAUAACAGAGCAUGUAGCCACUGUUAAAUCUCUUGAGGCUGAGAGGGAGUCAUUGAAGAAACAAGUUGAACAAUUACAGAGAGACUUGGCACUUACAGGUGACACACAUAACAAAUUGACAGGAAGAAUACAUGAACUGGAAAAAGACAAUGUCAUUUUAAAAAAUAAAGUGGAUGAGGCUAUCCAUAAAAAUAAAGUGGAACUUACCAAUCAAAAGAUGGACGGGUUGAAACUGAGAGGUGAACUUGAGAGAGAUCGUGACAGAUUAGCAAACAUCAUAGAGGAUUUGCAGACCAAGAUAGAAAUUUACAAGCAUACUGCAGACCAGCAAUCAAGAUCUUUACAAGACAAAGAAAGAGAUGCAGUAAGAAGAGUACAGGCAUCAAGAGAAGAAGAAUUUGUCAAAUAUGCAAAGUUGGAAAGUGAAAAAUUAGCCUUAGAGGCCAAAUUACAAGAAAAUGACAGGCGGAAAAUUGAUGAAGAAGCACAUAGACAUGCUGAAAGAGAAAAGAUGGAGGAUAGGAUAAGUGCUGCUAAUGAUGCUAAGAAUGUUGCAGAGAGAGAAGUUUUAGUAUUAAAGACCAAAGUUAGUCAUCAGCAAUCAUUGAAUGAUCAGUUGGAAAGAGAAAGAAGUGAAAAUUCAGAUUUAAAAAAUAAAAUUAAUAAGUUAGAGACUGAACUCAGCUCAUACUUGAAUAAUGAACAUGAUAUGACUGAUGAUAAUAUCAGACUUAGAAAUCAAGUAGAAUUACUUAAAGAGGAGACUAAGUUAGCUAAAGAUCAGCUAAGAAAAUUACAAGACAAUCAUGACUUAAUUUUGUCACAGCAACGAUCAUCUUAUACAGACGAGAGGACAGAGCUUGAUAACAGAGUACGAGAACUUCACGAUAAAUUAUCUCAAGUGCAGAAAAAGUACCAAAAAGCUUUGACACUUUACAAAAAGUUACGCAGUAAAAGUCAUCGUGUAGUAGAAAAUUUAAAAGAUAAACUGCAACUGACAGAAGCUAAAUAUGAACAGUUAGAUCUGGAAAAGAAAGCUUUAGAAAAAUGUGUGCCUCAAGAGAAUUACAACAAACUGAAAAAGCAAUGGAAAGAUUUAUACCGACGCCAUGCAGAGUACAGGAAAUGUCUGAUUGGUGGCGGUACUGUAUCUAAUGUACCCAUUGGGGAUAUGAUGUUUACGUCCUUUAAUGUUACACAUGAUGCUACAUUCUUACCUAAUUAUAGUUUUUCUGAAGAGGAAAGAAAACAUCAAGAUGAUUUGAGAAUUCUAAAACAGAGACUAGAAAUGGUUGAAAAUAAUCAACAACAUCAAAUUGAAGAACUCCAGGAAAUUGCUCACAGUACCUUUAAAGGAUCUUUACCUGGUUUAGAUGAUCAUGAUGGAACAUUAGAAAACAGCAAAGAGAAAAAUGACAUUGAUAAGUCUAGCUGAUACAUGCCUAUUUAUUGUUCAGAAUUUUGAUAGAAUGAUGAAAAAGUACCAUACUGAUUGACAGUUGUACUAAUUGUAUUUCAAGACAACGCACCAAUGUUGAUGUUUAGUUGGGUAUGGGUUCUUUUCUUCAACAUAGCUAAUAGUCAAUACUGAACUGAGCUCAAUGUUUUUCUGGAGGUAAUUUUCAAGACAACAUUUAAAAGUUAAUUCUUUGUAAUCAUGAAUAUACCAUGACUUUCAGUAAAUGUUAAUUGAUUUGGUAUUCUGAAUGGUGAAAGUAAAGCAUAUCUUUAUGACAAGGAAACAAUUCAAUCUACAAUUUAUUGAUAUCUUGAAAGUACUGUACGUUUAUAAUUGGAUGCUCUGUUUAGUGCUUCGUGUAUUGAAGAUGAUGAUUUCAUUGGAUCUUGGACAGUGACUUAAUAUUUGUAUUUCACUGGUUAUUAAAUUAUGUUGCUUACAAAAUCACCAAAUCAAAGAAUACUUGUAAAUGAACUUUCAACUCAUAAAGAAGCAUAAAGAUUUAUUUCAUGAAGCUUUGAAACCUACCUAGUAACUUUUCCAUCAUACUACACCAUAACACGUCUGUAUUUACCUGUGAUAUUUUUGAUAUUUUACUUCUUAGGUUGUAUGUUAUACUCAACAUAGAUACAUGUACCUGUGUAUUGAUUUUACCUCAUUGUUAGGGUGUAUAAUGUCAUACAUGUAUAUUCAUAUACAUCUACACAACUUUUAUCUCGUCAUUGUUGUUUUAAUGUGUUUUUUAGUUCCUGUUUCCUUUCAUCCUGUUUGUGCCACAAUGUAGAACAUACUAUUGGAUUAAUUGUUUAAUUGUUGAAAACUUGUCUCUUCCAUACUAUGCAUGAAAUAUACAUAUAUAUAUACAUGAAAAUGAAAUUUGGCAAACAACAAUCUUGAUUUAAAUUACAUCUAUGGGUUAAAUAGAAACUUCCUCAAAACAAUACAUUAUUUUAACUGUGAUGACUCCAUAAUUAAUUUAUCCAAGUAAAUAUAGGAAAAUAGGAAACAUAAAAUAAUGUUACUUUAAGAUCAUAGUGUCAUAUCACUCACUUUCUCUGUUGCACUCUAACCAAUACUUAUCCUCAUAAGUUAAUUCCUGAUGUAAUAUAAAUAUUUUUGUAUAGUUUCAUCGUAUUUCAUUAUAUUUUCUUACUGUUAAUUCCACAUUGUCUAAUCAGUUGUGCUAUUCCUUAAAUUAAUUCUAUGUGCAUUCUAAGUCAGCAUUUUAAAAUGUAUUUGCUAUUUUAUGAUUUGUAUAUUAACUUAUUAAAUUAUAUAUUUGCAUAUAAAAUAUCCAAUAAAUAACAAAUAUAAAUAUUA
Molecule: messenger RNA, 3663 nt
Organism: Mytilus californianus (California mussel)
Lineage: Eukaryota; Metazoa; Mollusca; Bivalvia; Mytilida; Mytilidae
Product: centrosomal protein of 83 kDa-like
Exons: 12
Coding region: 13-2319 (768 amino acids)
Cellular component (GO): centrosome
Source: RefSeq, a predicted model, not a curated record